AUGGGAGGAGGAACGUUACAAAUUAAGAGGGUCAGGUCCUCGAACAAGCAAAAGGCUUGCUGGAUGGUCAACGGAAUUGGCAACCUUGCCAAUGUUUCUUCCUUGUUGUGGCAUGCAUAUGCUGCUCUCCCCGCACCCUCUUCUGCCGUGAAUUGGGCUGGUUUCUACGUCCGGCAGGAUAGAUUUCCAUCUUUGGUUUUUGCCGGCUCAGAUACCAAGGAAACGCCAGGCACGCAAACCCUGCUACUGGGCCCUUUCCAUGGAAAACCCGCAUGCCAGUUGAUCCAAUUUGGACGAGGGGUGUGCGGGACAGCAGCUGAAAAGCGAGAGACCGUGUUGGUACCAGACGUGCUCAACUGGGAGGGCCAUAUUGCCUGUGAUGCCGAGAGUAGAAGUGAAAUUGUUGUCCCCAUUUUGGUGAAUGGAGAGACCGUUGCUAUAAUCGACAUUGACUGCACCCAGCCAUCUGGAUUUGAUGAAGUCGACAGAAAAUGGCUCGAAGCCCUGGCAGUCAUCCUGGCAGAUAGCUGUGACUGGUGA
Messenger RNA from Histoplasma capsulatum G186AR, 540 nucleotides. RefSeq names its product GAF domain nucleotide-binding protein. The record is from RefSeq and is a predicted model, not a curated record. Gene Ontology annotation, cellular component: cytosol. The transcript has 4 exons. NCBI's taxonomy places the organism in Eukaryota, Fungi, Ascomycota, Eurotiomycetes, Onygenales, Ajellomycetaceae. The coding region runs from base 1 to 540 and encodes 179 amino acids. Gene Ontology annotation, molecular function: L-methionine (R)-S-oxide reductase activity; protein binding.